AUGCACUACUGCAGCACUCGGGGCGGGGUCUGUGGGUGGGACUUCCGGGAUGUUCUGCUUUCAGGUUUCGCUCCCGACGGGGGGAUGUUCAUGCCCGAGAGUGUACCUGUGCUCAGCCCGGAGACCCUGAGAGGAUGGAGGGGGUUGGAUUACACCCAGCUGGUGGUGGAGGUCGCCUCGCUGUUCAUCCCCACUCAGCUGAUCCCCAGAGACGACCUGCAGGUCUUGGUGGGUGAAGCUCUGUCGGGUUUCUCGGUGCCAGAGGUGGUCCAGAUCGCCCGGUUGAAGGGGGGUCUGUCAGUCCUGGAGCUCUUCCAUGGAGAGACGCUGGCCUUUAAGGACCUGGCUAUGACCUGCACCGUGCGCUUUCUCAACUACUUUCUGCAGAAGGAGAAGCACAGGGCGACUGUGGUUGUAGGAACGUCAGGAGACACCGGCGGCUCGGCCAUCCAGAGCGCUAAAGGUCUGUGCGGGUUGGACGUGGUCGUGGUUUAUCCUCGAGGACGAAUCACUCCGGUUCAGGAGAAACACAUGGUCACCUGUUUGGAGGAUAACGUCCACGUGUUCGCAGCGGACGGCAGCUCGGACGACAUCGACCAGCCUCUGCGGCGUCUGUUUGCGGAUCAGGAUCUGGUGAAGUCUUACCGCCUCAUGAGUCUGAACUCUGUGAACUGGUCCAGAGUCAUGGUCCAGCUCGCUCACUUCGUCUACGCCUACCUGCAGCUCAGCGGCGUGCAGCAGCAGGCGGAGGAGGCUGACGGAGACCUGCCCGAGCUGGAGGUGGUGGUGCCCACAGGAGGGGCGGGAAACAUCGCAGCUGGCUUCAUUGUGAAGCAGAUGGGGUUGCCCCUGAAGCUGGUUGCCAUGGUGAAUUCAAACGACAUUGUGCACAGGACGGUUACCAGCGGUGACUUCUCUAUGGCGGCUAGCGUCACACAGACUCUGGCUCCUGCCAUAGACAUCCAGGACCCGUACAACAUGGAGCGAGUGUUCUGGCUGCUGCUGGGGAAAGACGGCGCUGCAGUGAAGACGAUGAUGGAGGAGUUUCAACAAUCACAUCGACACUCUCUGCCUGCCAACCAACACAAACUGCUGUCACAGGUUUUGUCGACAGGCUCAGUGAGUGAUGACGGGAUCCUGGAGACCAUGAGGAGGUGCUGGGAGGAGAACCAGUAUGUGUUGUGUCCACACACAGCUGUGGCUGUCUGGCAUCACUACAACCGUCCUCAUGACGCCCAAAUCAACAGGUGUUACAUCGCGACGGCUUCUCCAGCCAAGUUCCAGACGGCCGUGCAGAGGGCGGGCCUUACCUUCGACCUACCUGAGGCCGUGCUGGCGUUGGACAAGUUGCAGACUCGUUACCAGAACCUGGAGCGGAGCCAGAACUGGUGCAAAGACUGGGAGCACAGACUGAGAGAGCAGAUCCAGUCUGUGAGUGCAGUGAGGAAAACCAACGGGACUUACUACAGCUGAUUUAAAAAAUAUAUUAUUUAGAAAAGUAGACGAUGAAGAGUUUAAAGGGGAGGUCAGGUGACUCUCUCAGCUCGUCCUUGAUCUCUGCACAUUCUUAUCUGGGCCGACAAAGACUCUCUUGUUGCUUCUCUUUUGGACUUUGGUCUUAAGUGUUGUAAAAUCAGGCCAUCUUUUUUAUUCACGCAGUCAUCCAACAAUUCACAAUGUUUCAUCUUUAUCAUUAAAGUCAAAUGGAAAUAAAUGUGAAACAAUGAAACCAUG
Messenger RNA from Labrus mixtus (cuckoo wrasse), 1734 nucleotides. RefSeq names its product threonine synthase-like 2 (gene thnsl2). The transcript has 8 exons. The coding region runs from base 1 to 1473 and encodes 490 amino acids. Lineage: Eukaryota; Metazoa; Chordata; Actinopteri; Labriformes; Labridae. Gene Ontology annotation, molecular function: pyridoxal phosphate binding. The record is from RefSeq and is a predicted model, not a curated record. Gene Ontology annotation, biological process: 2-oxobutyrate biosynthetic process; dephosphorylation.